Messenger RNA from Heterobilharzia americana, 2807 nucleotides. NCBI's taxonomy places the organism in Eukaryota, Metazoa, Platyhelminthes, Trematoda, Strigeidida, Schistosomatidae. The record is from the annotation of a GenBank genome assembly.
AAAGAAAAAUAUGAACUGUGAGUGUUAACUGCUAUUGCUAAUAUUGUUAUUGUUUAGCCAGUGAAACCAACUAUUAAAGAAAAUAGGAUUAAACCAUCUAAAUUGAUUAGUCACUUUCUCUACACUGACCAAUACAGUUUCCUAUGCCCACUGAUAUAAUCACACAUACGAUACUUGAUGAGAAUGGACACGCGUACAAGGACUUUCAAAAGACGGGUGAUUAUAACUCUUAUCCCGUCACCAGUGAGAAUCCUGUUCUGAAUGAUGAGCCAGUGAAAUCAUGGGAUUUAGAUCCUCCCAGUAGUCUGAUACACACAAAGUAUACAAAUCUAACAGAAGAUGAUCCUAAUGUGUAUCAUGAUCCCGAAAAUUCAACUUAUAAUCACGAUGAUUUGAUAGACAAUCCACUGACGUCCGAUUACGAUGCUUUGAACAGAAGUGAUGGAAAUGAUGAUUAUCUAAAUCCAGUAGAAACUGAUGCCUUUUUGCCGAGUUAUGCCGAUAACUAUACGUCAUAUGAUCAUACUCAUGGAGUAGAUCCAGUUAGGCCACGUUCUCAACUGAAGUUCCCCCAUGAUCAGGAUUCACUGGAGUCCACCUACCAGAAUGCUUACCAACCCUACAAACUAGAAACAGUGAGUGACUAUAAACCCCAUGAAUAUUAUUUCCCUCCACAACAACCAAUGGCUACGAAUACUUCCUACCGCAUAGACUAUCCUCCACGUUACCCUGAAGUGUCAAGAAGUUUCAAGCCAACUGAGAUUUAUACACCUCCUUUAGUUCCAAUGUUAAACAAGACAAGCUACCAGACGGAAUAUCAAAGUCCUCCUGUGUCGCCGACAGAAGUACCCUUCAGGAUGAAAGAUCAUGAAACUUUUCCUACGGGUAGAUUUCAGAAUGAAACCACUUACGGUAAAGAUUAUGAACUCAAGUGGACUGAACCUGUACACUCUUACAAGCCUUAUAGAGAAUACCGAGUGCCCAUAGAGCCAGUGUCCAAUGAGACAAGUUACCAAAUGGAAUAUACCUCUCAUCUACUGUCCAAACCAAUGUCUUAUGCUCCAAAUUAUGUCUACCAACAACCUGAAGUACCAUUUCAUAAGAAUACAAGCUACUCGGAAGAAUUCCAGCCAUAUAACGCCUCAAGAAGUGAAAGUUUUAAGCCUAUAUACGAGUAUCGGAAGCCUACAAUGAAGAUAGAGAACAAUACUGUUUAUAGCUUAAAUUAUAGACCUUGGCAUGCCGCAAAAGGUGAACCCUAUUAUCCAAAGGAUAAUCUUCAUCUGUUUCACGGGAAUAGAGAUUUGACAACCAGCUAUACGGAGGAGUUUCAACCUAGAUAUACGCAAAGAGUACAUCCUAUCAAGCCAAAAGAAAACAGAUGGUGUAUUGAUGAAGCCGUACCUAAACAAACCUCAUACCUCACCGAUUUUCGUUCACUCACACCAGAUCCAUCGAUUUCAUACAAACCUAUAGAAAUAUACAGGUCGCCAAGUCUGCCAGUUGUAACUCAGUCAUCUUACGCAGAAGACUAUGUACCCAUAUAUACAAAGAAACGAGAACCUAUCUUGCUUAAAUCAGAUCUGAAGACCUCGAAAUUACCUAUGGAAAAAAACAGUUCGUAUUCGGAGGAAUUUCAGUAUCGCAAAGCGAAAAGAUUAGAAAAUUUAAAGCCCCUAUAUCAAUACACACAGCCAAGUGUACCAUUCGCCAAUAAAACGAGUUAUCAGACUGAGUACCUCCCACCUCCGAAGGAGCACAAAGAAAAUCAAAGCUGUCCCCCUAACUCACGAUACACAAAAAUGCACCCUACGGCAACGUCUUAUGCCAAUGACUACAAGCCUACGCAAAAUCUAACAAAACUUCAGCCAAUCCUACAGCAAGACAACAUAAAGAUCAAUAAUCUGAUCGAUCACAAUUUAAAAACAAGUUAUUCAAUCGAUUAUGUGGAUCCUUAUCAAUCAAAUUCAAGUAAGGGUAGGAAUGAAUAUAUUCACCUCAAUAAAAGAGUUCAAAGUAAACCAAUCAGCUCAAGGAACAUUUUACCGAAAAUCAGCAUUCCUACCUCUCGUAAUACAACAUUUGAAAAUAGAAUGAAUAACCACCAUUAUAAGACAACUUAUCAACAAGAAUUCUCAAAACUACCGCUUAUUAAAAAAGCACCAAAUUUAGAUCAUUUUCGACCUCAAGAUUACUAUGUUCCACCAAAAAUUAAGAUGUCAAAUAGUACAACAUACUCAAAUGAUUAUAAAUGGCCUGAAUCUAUGACAUUUACUGAAGAAAGAAAAUUCAAUGAUUUCGAAAAUUUAAACAGACCAGAUGAAUACUCUGACAGUGAUUUAAACAACCAUAAUUAUCAAUAUUUUACGAAUCCCGAAUUCACCUAUGAUCAUUUACUGUCCAAUAGAAGUAAUACAGUCACAGAUAACCCAUUGAACAAUAAUCUCACAAAUUUGAAUUAUGAUGACAAUAAAAGUAGUCCCGGGCUUUAAUACAACGCAAGGAUAUGAAGCCUGUCUUCGAGGAGCAGUAUGAUGAAACCUGAUGACUAUUCUAUUGCAUUUCAAUAGACGUUUGAACCUAACCUUAAUGUUAGACAUUUAUACUACUACACGUAUUUGUAAAGAAUGCUGCUUUUAUGGAAAUAGUUUUCUUUAAUAAUUUGCUAGUGUUUCUUUCAAUGUCAUCGGGCUGCUUAACAUUGUACAUAACAGUCAUUUCUCAUUACCAGAAUGAUCAAACCUGUAAACUGGUUUGUAUUCAUGUAACUUAGGUUUGAUGAAAUAUAUUAUUAUUAUUAUCAUUAU